AUGGAUGACAUGCAGUGUAAACCCUACCAGGCACUGUCCAAAGCACGACAUGACAUGGACAUGUCAUACACAAGCUCAUCUGAUGAAGGCGAAGACAGCCGGAACCAACCCAAGUCUUACACCGCCCGUGAAACCCUUCCUGACUAUAGCAAAGACCUGAGACUCAGCUACAGCAGCCACAACAAAUGUCAGAAGCCCCUCACUGAGCAGACACAAGAUUUGGAAUUUGGCAAGUCUGCUCACAUGCUGAGUACCAGCUUUCAGGAGGAGCUGUGCUCUGGUCCACAGCUUGGCUUCUCACUUGGACCUGGCUCUGACGUGGACACUGAGGUGGAGGGUGAACCGUCACCCAGCCAUGCGCUGCACCUGUGGAUGCAGGAUGUCAAAUCUGAGCCGAGUUCCUGUUUGUCCAGCCGAGCCAACUCGAUGCUGUCCCUCACUGACACAGAACAGGAGAGGAAAUCAGAGGCAGAGACUGAGUUACCGAGCAGUCCUGGUGGUCAGUUCACGUUCAGACCCCUGCCUCCACCCCCCCCGCCCCCCCACGCCUGUACCUGUGCCCGUCCAGCUGCUUAUGCCCACGUGACCUUACAGAGGAGCACCGUGCCAGGCCGCGGCCAGAGCAGCCAGCUCUGUGAGUCCAGUGCUGGGCAGAGCGAUAACAUCCAGCUCCAGAGAAGCUGGGUCCUGAACAGCAACAUUCCCCUGGAGACCAGGCACUUCCUUUUCGAACAUGGCUCGGGCUCCUCUGCGCUGCUGAAUGCAUCAAACCAAAACUAUGCUCUCACCUCCAGCACCGUGUACUCUCCACCUCCACGCCCCCUUCCCAGGAGCAACCUCUCCAGGCCUCUCUUCACCUUCAACAAGACCUACAAGUGCUGCAACUGGAAGUGCACGGCCCUCAGCGCCUCUGCCAUCACCAUAACCCUGGCCCUGCUUCUCACCUACGUGAUUGCGGUCCACCUGCUGGGCCUGACCUGGCAUCUCCGACCGGCCGAGACGCAGCUCUAUGAGAACGGCCUCCGCAAGCCCAGCGUGGAAACAGACGGCGGACCCAGCGGUCUACCGCCCCUGGACACCUACAGCCUGGACAGAACCCUCAGAGUCCCCACAGGAGAUAAAUACCAGCGUGGUCGAGCCAUUGACCGUGGGGGGGUGGACAUUGGGACCCAGGUGGUACAGGUCAUCCCUCCAGGUCUUUUCUGGCGUUUCCAUAUCUCUGUGCACCAUCCCACCUACAUCAAGUUCAAUCUGUCGCUCUCCCGUGACGCACUCCUCGGCAUCUACGGCAGGAGGAACAUUCCACCGACUCACACACAGUUUGACUUUGUCAAGCUUCUGGAUGGGAAACAGUUGAUCAAACAGGAAGGAAAAGGUUCAGAGGUCUCAGGCUCCGCCUCCAGAAACCUCCAGCUCAGCUCCCUGCAAGAGACAGGCUUUAUUGAGUACAUGGACCCCGGCACCUGGUACCUGGCCCUGUACAAUGACGGCAAGAAAAUGGAACAAGUCAUCGUCCUCAGCUCCCUGAUAGAUACCAUGGACAGCUGCUCCACUAACUGUAAUGGAAACGGAGAGUGUGUGGCAGGUCACUGUCACUGCUUCGCUGGGUUCCUGGGACCCAACUGUGAGAGAGACACAUGCCCAGUUCUGUGCAGUGGGAAUGGUGUGUAUGAGAAAGGACAGUGUAUUUGUCAUACUGGCUGGAAGGGUCCAGAAUGCAGCAUCCAAGAGGACCAGUGUUUGGACCCUACCUGCUCCAACCAUGGCAAGUGUGUACAGGGCAUCUGCAUCUGUAUCCCCACAUACAAGGGCAACAACUGUGAGCAAGUGGAUUGCCUGGACCCUCAGUGUGCUGGUCACGGGGUAUGUGUGAAGGGGGAGUGUCUGUGUUCAGCCGGCUGGGGAGGGCUCAGCUGUGAGAACCCCCUGCCAGCCUGCCAGGAUCAGUGUUCAGGGCAUGGCACAUACCUGCCAGAGACUGGAACCUGCAGCUGUGAGCCUAACUGGACUGGUGCUGACUGUUACACUGAGGUGUGUCCAGUCCCCUGCGGCUCUCACGGCGUGUGUUCUCAGGGGCGGUGUCAGUGUGAAGAUGGUUGGGAGGGGCUGGCAUGUGAGCAGCGGGCGUGUCAUCCUCGCUGUGAGGAGCAUGGACAGUGUGUGGAUGGGAGGUGUCAGUGCCACCCAGGCUGGGAGGGAGAGCACUGCUCCGUGGAUGGUUGUCCUGGCCUCUGUAACGGAAAGGGCCGUUGUACUCUGGAGCAAAGUGGUUGGCGCUGUGUGUGCCAGGUGGGCUGGAGUGGUCCAGGCUGUGACGUCGUCACAGAGAGAGAAUGUAAUGACGACACAGACAACGACGGAGAUGGUCUUGUAGACUGUGUGGACCCAGACUGCUGUGAGCAGGUGAGCUGCAGCAGACAGGCCCUGUGUCAGGGAGCCCCUGACCCUCUCACCCUGCUCCAGCACAGCCAAAGCCCCUCACCCCCCAUCACCCAGCCAGCCCAGCACUUCUUCCAGAGGGUCCGCUUUCUCAUAGGCAAGGCUGGCACCCACACUCUCCACGGAGAUGUCCCCUUCCCCAGCAGCUCUGUGGCCGUGCUGCGUGGGCAGGUGCUGGCCGAGGACGACACACCUCUGGUUGGAGUGAACAUCACAUUCCUCCAACACCCUGAGUACGGCUUCACCCUCAGCCGACCAGACGGCAGUUUUGACCUGGUGUCAGCAGGAGCAGUGUCCGUGACCCUGGUUUUUCAGAGGUCACCGUUUAUCACUCAGAGGCGCACAGUCUGGCUGCCGUGGAAUAGCUUCAUAGUGCUGGACAAAAUGGUGAUGUCCAGGGUGGAGUCUCCACCUCCGUCAUGUGACAUUAAGAACUUUGUCAGUCCCUAUCCCAUAGUGCUCCCCUCUCCUCUAAGCAGAUACACAGGGGAGUGUGCCCUGCGCGGCCCUGCUAUUCCAGAGCUCCAGGCUGUCCAGGAGGAUGUCCCCAUUCCGGGAAGCUUUGUGAAGCUGAGCUACCUGAGCACCAGGGCUCCAGGCUACCAGUCCCUACUGAGGAUCAUCCUCACACACUCCUCCGUCCCCCCGGGCCUGACCAAAGUGCAUGUCUCCGCUGUCAUAGAGGGUCGGCGGUACCAGAAACAGUAUCCGGCUGCACCAGGCCUGGUCCACAUCCUCAGCUGGAAUAAGACAGACAUAUACGGCCAGGAGGUGUGGGGACUGACGGAGGCAGUUGUGUCUGUGGGCUAUGAAUUUGAGUCCUGUCCAGACUUUAUUUUGUGGGAGAGGAGAACGGCUCUUAUCCAAGGCUUUGAGAUGAUUGGCUCCAGUCUCGGUGGGUGGGCCCUCGACAAGCACCAUGUCCUCAAUCUGCAGAGCGGAAUCCUCCACAGAGGAAACGGGGAAAACAUUUUUAUCUCCCAGCAGCCUCCACUGAUCGCCACGGUGAUGGGUAAUGGUUAUUAUCGCACCGUCCCCUGCUCUGGCUGCAGCGGCCCCGCCCUGGACAGCAAACUCUUCGCUCCCGUGGCGCUUACGUGCGGGCCGGACGGGAGCGUCUACGUGGGCGACUUUAACUUCGUCCGCCGCAUCCUUCCCAACGGCCACGCCUACAACAUCCUCCAGCUCAAGAACCGUGACACCAGACACAGCACCAGCCCAGCACAUAAGUAUUACCUGGCCAUGGAUCCAGCCAGCGAGGCCCUGUAUCUGUCCGACACCAGCAGCCGUAAAGUUUACCGUCUGAAGACCCUGAGCACGCCCAGAGACCCUGCCAAGAACAUGGAGGUGGUGGCGGGCACUGGGGAGCAGUGCCUCCCCUUCGACCAGAGCCACUGUGGAGAGGGAGGCAAGGCGACAGCCGCAUCACUCAAUAAUCCCAGAGGGAUUGCUGUGGACAAGCAUGGUGUUGUGUACUUUGUGGAUGGAACCAGCAUUCAGAAGAUUAAUGAGAGAGGAAUCCUGAGCACAGUCAUCGGAUCCAACGGCCUUAUGACCUCCCAGCCACUGAGCUGUGACGCACGGAUGGACAUCACUCAGGUGCGACUGGAAUGGCCCACUGACCUGGCCAUUAACCCCAUGGACAACUCCCUCUAUAUCCUGGACAACAACAUUGUGAUUCAGGUGUCAGAAAGCCUGCAAGUGCGCAUCGUGGCCGGCCGUCCAAUCCACUGCCAGGUCCCCGGCAUCGACCAAUACCUGCUCAGUAAAUCAGCCAUCCACUCCACGCUGGAGGCAGCCAAAGCCAUCGCCCUGUCCCAUCAGGGCGUUCUCUUCAUCGCAGAGACAGACAACCGUAAAAUCAACCGCAUUCAGCAGGUCACAACAAACGGCGAGAUCUCGGUCGUGGCAGGCGCAGCCACGGAAUGUGACUGUAAAAUCGACCUGAACUGCGGCUGCUUCUCAGGUGACGGAGGCUACGCCCGUGAUGCCCGGCUGGAAUCUCCCUCUUCGCUGGCAGUGGGGCCCAACGGCACGCUCUACAUCGCCGAUCUGGGUAACAUCCGUAUCAGGGCAGUGAGCCCCAACCGACCACAGCUCAGCGCUGCGGGCACGUAUGAGAUUGCCUCAGUGGUGGACCAGGAACUCUACGUGUUCAGUGCCAACGGCACACACCUCCACACCAAGAACCUCAUUACUGGCGAUUACAUGUAUAAUUUCACCUACACGGCAGACGGGCGUUUGGGUGCCGUGAUUGGUCGUGAUGGGAAUGCCGUACAUGUGCGACGUGACACAAAUGGAACGCCCCUUUGGCUGGUGGCGCCGGGGGGUCAGGUGUACUGGUUAACUGUCAGCAACAGCCACGCCCUCAAGAGAGUCUCAGCCCAAGGCCACGACAUCGCCCAACUCACUUACCACGGCAACAGUGGUCUCCUAGCAACCAAGAGCAAUGAGAAUGGCUGGACAACUGUUUAUGAGUAUAACAGUGAAGGCCAUGUCAUUAACAUCACCUUCCCAACCGGAGAAGUCAGCAGUUUCCACGGCAACAUGGAGAAGUCUGUCAGAGUGGAAGUAGACAGUUCAAACUCAGAGAACUUUGUCACAAUCGCAAACUUCUCGUCCACUGAGACCAUUUUCACCUUCCGCCAAGACCACACCCAGAGCACAUACCGUGUCAGUGCUGAUGGAUCUUUCCAAAUGACCUUCUCCAGUGGAAUGGACGUGACCCUGAGCACAGAACCAUACGUGUGGGCCGGCGUGGUCAGCCCGGCAGUCAGCAAAUGUAACAUCACUCUACCCAGUGAACGGAGCCCCAGUCUCAUCGAAUGGAGGCAGAGACGGGAACAAGCCAAGACCAACUCCACAGCCUAUGAGAGGAGACUCAGAGCUCAUAACAGAAAUCUGCUGUCCAUAGACUUUGACCAGGCCACACGAGUGGGCAAGAUUUAUGAUGACCACCGCAAAUUUACCCUCAGGAUUCACUAUGAUGCACUUGGCCGCCCUAUUCUGUGGUCACCCAGCACUAAAUAUACUGAAGUGAAUGUCACUUAUUCUUCUUCGGGCCUCGUAACCAACGUUCAGCGAGGAAACUGGUCUGAGCGGCUGGAGUACGACAGCGGUAGGGUUGUGUCCAGAGCCUGGGUCAGUGGCAAAAUCUGGAGCUACUCAUUUGUGGAAAAGUCAGUUAUGCUGCUUCUGCAUAGCCAGCGUAGGUAUGUCUUUGAGUACGACCAGGCCGACCGGCUGCUGGCCGUUACCAUGCCCAGCAUGGUACGGCACAGUCUGCAGUCCAUGCUGUCCGUGGGCUACUACCGAAACAUCUACAGCCCCCCCGACAGCAAGGCCUCCAUCAUUCAAGACUUUGCCCGAGACGGACGCCUGCUGCAGACGCUGUACCUGGGCACCGGCAGGCGCAUCAUCUAUAAAUACACCAAACAGGCCCGACUCGCGGAAAUCCUCUACGACACGACUCUGGUUACAUUUACUUAUGACGACUCCUCCGGCCUGAUCAAAACCAUUCACCUAAUGCACGAAGGCUUCGUCUGCACAAUCAGAUACAGGCAAACGGGUCCGCUGGUUGGCCGUCAGAUUUUCCGCUUCAGUGAAGAGGGGCUGGUUAAUGCUCGUUUUGACUACAGUUACAAUAAUUUCAGAGUAACCAGCAUGCAGGCCAUGAUCAACGAAACACCACUGCCUAUCGACCUGUACCGUUACGUGGACGUCUCCGGUCGCAUCGAACAAUUUGGCAAGUUCAGCGUCAUCAGUUACGACCUCAACCAGGUUAUUACCACUCACACCAUGAAGCACACCAAGAUCUUUAAUGCGUACGGCCAAGUGAUCGAGGUCCAGUAUGAAAUACUUAAGGCCAUUGCUUAUUGGAUGACAGUACAGUAUGACAACAUGGGCCGCACCGUUGCCUGUGACAUCAGAGUCGGAGUGGACGGCAACAUCACUCGCUACUCCUAUGAGUACGACGCCGACAGCCAGCUCCAGACCGCGUCGGUAAACGACCGGCCACUCUGGCGCUACAGCUACGACCUGAACGGCAACAUGAACCUCCUGAGCCACGGCACCAGCGCGCGGCUAACGCCACUUCGUUAUGAUCUGCGUGAUCGUAUCACCAGACUGGGCGAAGUCCAGUACAAGGUGGAUGAUGAUGGCUUUCUGCGCAUGCGAGGCAAUGACAUGUUCCACUACAACUCAAACGGACUGCUGACCAAGGUGUACAACAAGGCGUCAGAGCAGAGCGUUCACUAUCGUUACGAUGGCCUGAGUCGGCGAGUGGCCAGCCGCUCCAGCGGAGGGCAGCACCUGCAGUUCUUCUACGCGGACUUGGCCAACCCCACCAGAAUCACCCACAUGUACAACCACAGCAGUUCUGAGAUCACAUCCCUGUACUAUGACCUUCAGGGCCAUGUCAUUGCCAUGGAGCUCAGCAGCGGGGAGGAGUACUACGUGGCCUGCGACACCACAGGCACUCCCCAAGCUAUUUUCAGCAGCCGUGGAAAAAUAGUGAAGGAAAUCCUUUACACUCCAUACGGGGACAUUUACCGAGACUCCAACCCCUCAUUCCAGCUCAUCAUCGGCUUCCAUGGAGGCCUCUACGACCCCGUGACCAGAUUGGUGCAUUUUGGAAAAAGAGACUACGAUGUAGUGGCCGGCCGUUGGACCGCUCCAAACUAUGAAGUGUGGACGGAACUCAGCACCAACCCAAAGCCUUUUAACCUGUAUGCCUUUAAAAACAACUGCCCAGUGGGAACCAUUGAGGAGGUGACACAGUUCACAACUGAUAUUGGCAGCUGGCUGCAGCUGUUUGGUUUUCAGCUGCAUAACGUGGUUCCUGGUUUUCCUAAGCCAGAUGGAGCUGGCACAGAGCAGACCUAUGAGCUCAGAAAAACUCAGACCAAAACUCAGGAUUGGGACUCCAGUAAGGUGGUUCUGGGGAUCCAGUGUGAGCUCCAGAGGCAGCUGAGGACUUUUAUAUCUCUGGAUCGUUUACCCAUGACCUCACCUGUUGGGUCCACAGGGCAGUGCACCAACCAAAUGCCACACUUCUCCACCUUUUCCUCAAUCUUCGGCAAGGGUGUCAAAUUCGCCAUCAAAAACGGCAUGGCCUCAGCUGACAUCAUCGGUGUUGCUAGUGAGGACAGCCGACGCAUUGCUACCAUCUUACAUGGAGCUGUCUACCUAACUGGGUUACAUUUUACAGUGGAUGGCCUAGACACACACCACUUCGUCAAGCUGGGCCCCUUGGAAGAGGACUUGGCGGUCAUGGGAAAUAUCGGCGGUGGCCGUAUCUUAGAGAACGGCGUCAAUGUGACUGUAUCGCAGAUGACCAUGACGGCGGCAGGCAGGACUAGGCGGCUCGCUGACAUUCAGCUCCAGCAGGGGGCACUGUGUCUGAAUGUGCGUUACGGUGCCUCUGCGGAGGAGACCAAGGAGCAUGUUUUAGAGCUGGCCAGACAGAGGGCAGUGGACCAAGCUUGGGCCCAUGAGCAAGCCCGGCUCCUGGAGGGAGACGAGGGGAGCCGUCCCUGGACAGAGGCGGAGCGGCAGCUGAUACUGUCCAGCGGGAAAGUGGCCGGUUACGAUGGUUACUUCGUCCUCUCUGUGGAACAGUACCUGGAGAUGGCCGACAGUGCCAACAACAUACAUUUCAUGAGACAAAGCGAGAUAGGCCGCAGGUAA
Chanos chanos (milkfish) is the source of this 8127-nucleotide messenger RNA. RefSeq names its product teneurin-1-like. Gene Ontology annotation, biological process: signal transduction; neuron development; heterophilic cell-cell adhesion. Gene Ontology annotation, molecular function: cell adhesion molecule binding; protein heterodimerization activity; protein homodimerization activity. The transcript has 30 exons. Gene Ontology annotation, cellular component: membrane; neuron projection. The record is from RefSeq and is a predicted model, not a curated record. NCBI's taxonomy places the organism in Eukaryota, Metazoa, Chordata, Actinopteri, Gonorynchiformes, Chanidae. The coding region runs from base 1 to 8127 and encodes 2708 amino acids.